AUGGAGGACCUUCGCAGUUCCCUCUCGGCGGCCUUCUCGAGCCCAUCGUUGCUGAACGCCUCCUUUUGCUUUCCAGGCUUGUACAAGCCUCGCUUGGAUGCUGGAGGUUUGCUGAAAGUCUUCAAGGGCUUGAUUGGAAGUGAAGAGCUCUUCGCGCAAGUGGAGAUGCACAUGGUGAAUGCCGCCUUUGAGGGCUUGAGCUUGUGGGCCAACGACCACGAUGAGGCGGCAUCGUUGAUCCAUCGAGACCAACUCCGGGGGCUGGCGGCCUUGCUGCUGUCCCCAGUCUUGGUGGAUCCGGGGAAGCCGCAACCCUACGAGGUCAUGUGCCGCAUUAUGCGCUUAGUGGCCUGGAUGCCGGCGGAGGGCCGCCGCGAGUUGCAGGAACUCCUCAUUGACGACUGCUCCGAAGAGGAGGUGCUCCGGAGCUUGGUGAGCCGCGUGCGUUUGCACUGCGACGAGACGGUGCUGCGGGCGCACCAGAUGCAGCGGCUAUCGCCUGAGAUCUGGGAGGGGCUCAUGCUGCUUCAGCUCCUUUGGGGCACGAACGAGGCGAUUGCCCAGCGCUUGGCCAAGUCACUGCGGUCCUCGGAAUGGCCUGAGGCGGACUUUGGACAAAGCUUGGCACAAACGUUGUCGCAGCUCGGGAAGCCGGCCGCCAGCGUGUUGGGGCGCUUCACUUUGGCGCCACAGGUGCGGCCGCCAGUGCCCAGUUCAGAGUUUCACUUGCAGAGCUUGGCGGAGGAGAAGGUACCUCCAGAGUUGGAGUUCCGACUCUUCGUGGAGAACGCCUGCGCGGGGCCCAUCACUCCCUCCGAGGUGCUGGAGCUUCCUCUCUAUGCAGCCCGGACGGACUAUGGCUUCGAGUAUGUCUUGCCCAGCAAGAUGCGGAGCUUUAUGGCCAAUCGCAAUCUGGUGCCGGUCUCAUACACCAGGAAGGUCCUGCAGGUGGAGAAUCAUCACGCACAGGUCUACUUGCAGCACCAGGUGGCGCGUCGCGUGGCCGCCGAUCUGGAGGUGCUGCCGGGGCAUGAGAUUCACAUCGAUCCGGCGCUGCUCUUCUUCAUCUUGAAGGUCCACCGCGAUCGGAUCUUGGAGGACACCACGGCGGCCCUGCAGAAAGCCACUCCCGAGGACCUCCGACGGCAGCUGAAAGUGGUCUUCGAAGGCGAGCAGGGGGUCGACGAGGGCGGCUUGGCGCGGGAGUUCUUUCGACUCUUGAGCGCUCACGUCUUUACCGUGGAGGGCGGUUUGUUUGACCCCUUGGUGGCGCAGAAUGCCCGGGUGCUUUGGUUCAACUCGGCCUCAGCGUUCGCGAAGCGCUUCCAAGAGCUCCGGGUGCUUCGCCCGGAGCUGCUGCGCACCACACGCGCCUCCAAGGCCUUGGACCAUUGCGGCAGCGCACUGCGAGUCGACUGCAUCGAGGAUUUGUAUUGGAAGAGCUCGAUGAGCUCGAGCAUCUCUACCUUUUGGUCUCAUUCCUGGCACGGAGACCACCGGAAGAAGAUCUUGACACUGCUGGUCCUCUACAAUGGCAGGGCAGCAGUCUCCUGUGGCUUCUUCACCGCGCUGAUCUCCAUGAUUCUCUUUCUCUUCGGCGGCUUGCCUGGCUUGAGACGUAACGAGCGUUUGGAGCAAGCCUCGACAUGGUCUUUAGCCAGUGGAACCGUUGCGGCCUCCUUUGCGUUGAUCCUGUGGCGGUCAAAGGAACGAGUCUUCUUGGAUCGCAUUUGCAUCAAUCAGAAAGAUCCAGACCUCAAGAAAAAGUCCAUAUGGAGCCUGCCGGGUUUGCUGAAGAAAUCGGACAAGAUGUUGGCUCUGUGGGAUGACACCUGGGGUGAACGACUCUGGUGCCUUUUCGAGCUGGCAGCAUUCUUGCGAAGCAAAGCUGAGUCUGAACAGAAGCUGGACAUCAAACCCACUUUGAUUGGCCCUUGUUGUGUCGCAGGCUUCCUCACGGUCUUCGCCAUCGCCGUGCCCUUCAACACGGUUCCCAGCAACGGGCAGACUCGGGGCGUGGCAGUCUAUGUUUGGCUUACGUUGCUGGGUAAUGUCUUUGGCUUUCUGGCAGUGUGGGCGCUGCGCAGAUACUUCGCCUCUGUCUUAGCUCUUCAGGAGCAGCUGCGUUCGGUGAGCUUUGAGCGGAUACGAUGCCAGUGUUGUGAUCUGAAUCACCAGUGGAACGGCCAGGAGUUGCUGUGCGACCGGGAGGUCGUGAAGGCGUGCGUGGUGGCCUGGUUCGGCAGCCAAGAGUCCUUUGAGGAGUCCAUUCGAGCGGAGGUCUCGGACGCCGUGGUCUUUGACCUGCAACAUCACGUCUUCACUCGGCGCCGCACCUGCGCUGUGACGUCGCCCCUCUUCUGGGCCUUCCUGGACCUCUCCGCCAGCUGGGCACGUGUGGGCGGAGCCGGACCUGAGCUCCACGAACACUUCACGCGAGCGGCGAGUGCGGCGGUGGAGGGGCUGAGCUUUUGGCUGCUGGUGUGUCCCAUCUUGGUGGAGUAUGUGGUGUAUCUCUCCCGUCGAUUUUGCCGUCAAGCCACCUCUCCUAUGCGGGAGGCCUUCUGCAAUCUCGGGGUGCUUAUCAUGGUCUUGCCUCUUCAAGCCCUAUUGUUUGGCUGCUAUUGGGUGCUCUUCAGGCUUAACUUGCCACGGCUGGUCAUCUCUGGAGUCUUCGCCGGAGAGAUGCUGCUGGUGACUGCCAUCUCCUCCUUCAUCAAGGUCAAGGCGGCCAAGGCGGCCAAGGCCAGCUCCGCGUCCAACGGCAUUCCGCCGCUUGGCCAAGCCAAGCUCGCGAAGAACGCCACCGACCGAGCUCCGCAGCGAAGAAGCCCCGGACCGAUCGACUGCGGUCGUCCACACGUGGCAAGUGUCGUGCACGAGUGGCGGGUCCGGGAGUCGACGGAGUUCUGGCUGGCGGGCGUGAUUCUAGGUCUGGUGGUUUACAACAACAUGCCCGGCCUGGACGUGCGUUUUCCACCGGUGGUCUUCAAGAAGAUCAAGAAUGAACCGUUGGUGCUGGAAGAUCUUCGCCAGGUCCACCCUGAUACGUAUUUGUCCUUGAGGUCCUUGCUCUCUUGGGAGCCUGAGGAAGAGCUCGAUGAGGAGGAGCGGAAUGCCAUCUUCGAGAACACCUUCUGCUUGGAUUUUGUGGUGACCUACGAGAUGAACGGCGCCACCGAGACUCGAGAGCUUUGCGAAGGAGGAAAAGAUCGGGUGGUCAGCUACAAGAACCGAGAAGAGUUCGUCCGGCUCUACUGCGAGUGGCUCUUGACUCAAAGCGUGGAGCGGCAGUUCGAACCCUUCCGCAAGGGCGUGCGACGGGUCUGCGACUCGCCGCUCUUCAACGCGCUGCACAGUGCAGAGCUGGAGCUCAUCGUAUGUGGCGAGCAGGCGCUGGACUUCGCCCAGCUGCGCAAGAAUGCCCAUUACGACGGCUACCAGGAAGAUUCCAGCUACAUCGAUUCCUUCUGGAAGUUGCUCAUGAACUUUGACCUAGUUCAGAAGAAGCGUUUCUUGUCCUUCGUCACGGGCAGCGACUUAGCGCCGGUGGGCGGUCUACAGGAGUUGCAGCUGGUGAUCCAGCGCAACGGCGAUGAGCCCACAGAGCGCUUGCCCACAGCCCACACCUGCUUCAACCUCCUGCUGCUCCCGGAGUACGGCGACAGCUCCAAGUUGGAACGGAUGAUCGUCACGGCCAUGCACAACGCCGAGGGCUUCGGCUUGGAAUGA
Molecule: messenger RNA, 3732 nt
Organism: Durusdinium trenchii
Lineage: Eukaryota; Dinophyceae; Suessiales; Symbiodiniaceae
Source: the annotation of a GenBank genome assembly